Molecule: messenger RNA, 537 nt
Organism: Cantharellus anzutake
Lineage: Eukaryota; Fungi; Basidiomycota; Agaricomycetes; Cantharellales; Hydnaceae
Exons: 2
Source: RefSeq, a predicted model, not a curated record
CCUUCCACUUUCAAAUCAAAUAUUCUUUCUUUUUGCCUUCUCUUACGCCUCUGAAGUUCUCUCCAAAGUGGGCAUAGGCACUACCUGGUUCUUUCGGCUGUUUGCUGUUUCUGGGUAUGCGCUGUAAUGUUCCAGCAAGCUACUAGCUUGUGUGGGUGCUCUUUCAAUUGUGGCGUCUCCAGUUCCAGUUGUGAUCCAUCGAGUGCGAAUAUCAAAAUCUCAUAUAUUCCACACGUUCUGGUUCCCUCAUAGUAUGCAUGCAUCAACCCCGUAUCGUCUUGGGGGAGAUACCCCUAUUCAUGUUUCCGUGCUUAGCAUUCUGUGCCACAACUCGGAUAGGAAUCAGCUUCAUUAACUGCGCACCGGCUGUAAGGAGAGGCUAUGUUCCCUUUGCGCCGCAACCCUCGUUGUCUCUGCGACGCCCGCCAACUGCUGCGAAGAUGCUCCCCCGAACCAGUCAGGGCUUCAUUUCGCUCGCACCGUCCGCAUAUAGAUACAUAAGGCGUGGUUCGACUCGUGACGCCGAGCUCGAUGUAA